CGGCCCCGAGCGGCUCCAGAGCGGAGGCCCGCGCCGAGCCCAGGUCCUGGUGGCAGCUCCAGCCGGGAUGGCAGCUCCAGAAUCUCUAAGGGCCCUGGGGCGUCCAGCCCCACUGCCGGGGGCACCCUAGGCCUCCCACAGCCUACCAUCUGUGUAUCUGCCCCCCAUUCAUCUGUGGGUCACUCGCCAUGGGUGGGUGCUUCUCCAAGCCCAAGCCAGUGGAGCUCAAGAUCGAGGUGGUGCUGCCCGAAAAGGAGCGGGGCAAGGAGGAGCUGUUGGCCGGUGGGAAGGGCAGCCCCCGAGCCUACCAGGGUAACGGCACAGCCCGCCACUUCCAUGCCGACGAGCGCCUGCCCGCCCCUCACCCCUAUCCCAGCGCUCAGGACUGUGUGGAGGCUGCCGUCUGCCAUGUCAAGGACCUAGAGAAUGGCCAGAUGAGGGAAGUGGAGCUGGGCUGGGGGAAGGUGUUGCUGGUGAAGGACAACGGGGAGUUCCACGCUCUGGGCCACAAGUGUCCGCACUAUGGCGCGCCCCUGGUGAAAGGCGUGCUGUCCCGUGGCCGGGUGCGCUGCCCCUGGCAUGGUGCCUGUUUCAACAUCAGCACCGGUGACCUGGAGGACUUCCCUGGCCUGGACAGUCUGCACAAAUUCCAGGUGAAGAUUGAGAAGGAGAAGGUGUACGUCCGGGCCAGCAAACAGGCCUUGCAGCUACAGCGAAGAACCAAGGUGAUGGCCAAGUGUAUCUCUCCGAGUGCUGGCCACAGCAGCAGCACCAACGUGCUCAUUGUAGGCGCAGGUGCGGCUGGCUUAGUGUGUGCGGAGACACUGCGGCAGGAGGGGUUCUCAGACAGGAUCGUCUUGUGCACGCUGGACCGGCACCUCCCCUAUGACCGACCUAAGCUCAGCAAGUCCCUGGACGCCCAGCCUGAGCAGCUGGCCCUGAGGCCCAAGGAGUUCUUCCGAGCCUAUGGCAUCGAGGUGCUCACCGAGGCCCAGGUGGUCACAGUGGACGUGAGAAACAAGAAGGUCGUGUUCAAGGACGGCUUCAAGCUGGAGUACAGCAAGCUGCUGCUCGCACCAGGGAGCAGCCCUAAGACGCUGAGCUGCAAAGGCAAAGAGGUGGAGAAUGUGUUCACCAUCCGGACCCCUGAAGAUGCCAAUCGUGUGGUGAGGCUGGCCCGGGGCCGCAACGCGGUGGUCGUGGGAGCUGGCUUCCUGGGGAUGGAGGUGGCCGCCUAUCUGACUGAAAAGGCCCACUCAGUGUCCGUGGUGGAGCUGGAGGAGACACCCUUCAGGAGAUUUUUGGGGGAACGUGUCGGUCGUGCCCUCAUGAAGAUGUUUGAGAACAACCGUGUCAAGUUCUACAUGCAGACAGAGGUGUCCGAGCUGCGGGCCCAGGAGGGAAAGCUGAAGGAGGUCGUGCUGAAGAGCAGCAAGGUUGUGCGGGCUGACGUCUGCGUUGUGGGCAUCGGUGCGGUGCCCGCUACGGGCUUCCUGAGGCAGAGCAGCAUCAAUCUGGAUUCCCGAGGCUUCAUCCCUGUCAACAAGAUGAUGCAGACCAACGUCCCAGGCGUGUUUGCAGCUGGUGAUGCUGUCACUUUCCCCCUGGCCUGGAGGAACAAUCGGAAAGUGAAUAUCCCACACUGGCAGAUGGCUCAUGCCCAGGGGCGGGUGGCGGCCCAGAACAUGCUGGCGCAGGAAGCGGAGAUCAACACCGUGCCCUACCUGUGGACAGCGAUGUUCGGCAAGAGCCUGCGCUACGCGGGGUACGGAGAAGGCUUCGACGACGUCAUCAUCCAGGGGGAUCUGGAAGAGCUCAAGUUCGUGGCUUUUUACACCAAAGGCGAUGAGGUGAUUGCUGUGGCCAGCAUGAAUUACGAUCCUAUUGUCUCCAAGGUAGCUGAGGUGCUAGCCUCCGGCCGUGCCAUCCGAAAGCGGGAGGUGGAGACCGGCGACAUGUCCUGGCUCACAGGGAAAGGAUCCUGAGCUCGCAUGCAGCAGACUUGGGCAGGCACGCUUGGGCACCAGGGAAAGAGGCCAAGCUCUGGGGGCAGGUGCCAACCUUCCAUUUCCCAGGAUUCCCCAGGGCAGAACCUGAGCCUUCCCAGUGCUUGCCUUCGGUUGCCUGGUUCACCUCCAGAGAGGCUUCUGCUACCUCCAGGAGAUGCUUACCCCCUCCGCAAGGCCUCAGCUGCCACUGAAGGCUGGCAAUGGAGGCAGAACAGGCCUAUCCUCUUCUCCCUCUCUUGAUACUGGUCCCCUGCAGGACCCGGCAACAUAUUAGAUAUUAUCUUAAAAUUAAAACGCACACAUUUGCAG
Messenger RNA from Callorhinus ursinus (northern fur seal), 2318 nucleotides. It is a transcript of the gene AIFM3, whose product is annotated as AIF family member 3. Gene Ontology annotation, cellular component: mitochondrion; cytoplasm. The record is from RefSeq and is a predicted model, not a curated record. NCBI's taxonomy places the organism in Eukaryota, Metazoa, Chordata, Mammalia, Carnivora, Otariidae. Gene Ontology annotation, biological process: execution phase of apoptosis. Gene Ontology annotation, molecular function: oxidoreductase activity, acting on NAD(P)H; 2 iron, 2 sulfur cluster binding.